AUGAUGGUGCUGGAAGUAAACAACACUUUUGGAGAACGCCGCUUGUAUCUUCUGAAAGCCGGGGGGAAGGCUACUGACGACUCGGUCCCUGAUGGCUUUGAAGCACCUGCAAAAGCUACAAAGUUUACAAAUGCCUGGAACAAAGAUUUUCACGUCUCGCCAUUCAACUCACGCAAAGGCACUUAUUCGCUUACAGCAGCCGACCCAGUCGCUGCUUUAAAAUCUGGCUCCAAAGUCCUGGACAAUACUGUCGUCCUUAAUUCCUCACAGGCCCAUGCCAAACUUGUCGCCCGGGUGUACUCAGAUGGUGAUCACAUGGACCCGACAACCAUGAGCACCUCUCAGACUUUGAGGUUGCUGGCCUCCUGGUUCUGGGUUGGCUUCCUCACAUUUCCUCGAAUCAUCACACAAGCAUAUAAACUAUACUUCAAGCGCAAACUCCACGUCUGGUUUCGGCCUGAAGUUUUGGCUUCGAGUAUUGGUCGCACGCACACCUCUUCCGAAGCCAUUUUGGAAGCUUUCUUUCUUGCCUACCUGAGCUAUCUAGUCGACACUGCGGCUGAGCCUGUGCGGCUGACCUACGUACCAGCAGGCGGACUCGGAACUUCCACCACCUUGACCUCCAAGCACCUGGCCAAAGAUCAACCUCCCACGGAGCUGACACUACGAAUCCUCACACCAGCCUUCUAUACGCGAUUUGCACAUUACUCGCAUACUACAAACGCCUUGCUGUCCGAAAGCCUGCACAAUGAUCCCAACAACCGCACUUGUGUUAUCGAGAAUGCUGAGCACUUGCAUCUACUCCUUUCUUCUUCAAAACAAUCCACUACUGCUAAAUGCAAAGGUGGCGUCUUGGACCAAUACCGCUGGCACUUGCUUCAGAACUUGCGCUCUGCACCUCCGGCCUCGGCAAAUCCUGACUCUGCGACUGAUAUCAAGGAUAGAGCAAGUGUGCAGGAUACUCGCAAGUUGCCGCUAUCACAUUUGGACAAUUUCAUUCUGUCUGGUUUCAGCGAUGAUGGAAGCUACACUGAGAUGGCAGCUCGACAACUGACCAAGAACUUGCCUACAAUAUUCCCGCAUGGAGAUUCUAUCCGGCUCGGAAACUUAUACAGGAAUACUGUGACUAGAGUCUUUGUUGCUGACACCUAUCUGUUUGGGUUUGAGGGCUUGAUAGAUGUAUGCGACGUCUUGGUCAGAGUGGCUUUGAUAGGAAUGUCGUUCAGGGGCUUCGCUAGUGAGGGAGUGGUUGGUGGAGGCUAUGGAUGGAGACUAUAUACAUGGGCUGCAGUUAGCGGGAUACAUCUCUGGAAUGUUGUCAAGUGUUUUUGA
Aureobasidium uvarum is the source of this 1332-nucleotide messenger RNA. The record is from the annotation of a GenBank genome assembly. Lineage: Eukaryota; Fungi; Ascomycota; Dothideomycetes; Dothideales; Saccotheciaceae.